AUGCUGUCCCUUCUGCGUGCGUCCUCGGCUCGGGCCGGCGCCCGCAUGGCCGUCCGCGGCUCUGUCUCCACGCGCGUCUUCACGCCCACGGCCUUCUCGCCGGCCUCGACGACCAUGCACUUCUUCUCGACGCAGCGCGAGACGGAGCUUGAGGUCGAGAACAAGAAGCUCAAGGACGAAAUCGCCGAGCUGCAGAAGAAGCUCGAGAACAAGCCCGGCAAGUUCAUGGCUGUGAUCCAGGCCAACGGCCUUCCGUUCCUCGUGUGGUGGACGACGCUCUACGGCGCGACGGGCUUUACGAUCUACUAUGGCCUCUCGCGCGGCUGGUUUGGCGGCAGCGACGCCGUCGACCUCAUCCGCGGCCUGGGCCUUGACUCGUACAUUGACCUGGACAGCCUCAACCCCGAAUACGGCAACAUUGCGAUCGCCGUCGUUCUCAACGAGAUCCUCGAGACGGUGCGGUUCCCGUUCUGUUUGGCGACUACGCCGAUGAUCAAGCGUGCGUGGGCCAAGGUCCGCAACCAGCCCGAGGCGACCAAGUAA
Messenger RNA from Saprolegnia diclina VS20, 543 nucleotides. RefSeq lists its product as hypothetical. Lineage: Eukaryota; Oomycota; Saprolegniomycetes; Saprolegniales; Saprolegniaceae. The coding region runs from base 1 to 543 and encodes 180 amino acids. The transcript has a single exon. The record is from RefSeq and is a predicted model, not a curated record.